Astyanax mexicanus (Mexican tetra) is the source of this 6546-nucleotide messenger RNA. It is a transcript of the gene mid2, whose product is annotated as midline 2. The transcript is spliced from 12 exons. The record is from RefSeq and is a predicted model, not a curated record. NCBI's taxonomy places the organism in Eukaryota, Metazoa, Chordata, Actinopteri, Characiformes, Acestrorhamphidae. Gene Ontology annotation, molecular function: zinc ion binding; protein binding. The coding region runs from base 508 to 2691 and encodes 727 amino acids.
ACGUGUCCUCGGGGAGUGUGUGUUACUCUAGGAGCCUGUCGGAGGGGGAAUAUGGUCCACAGCCGAGCACGCGCGCACGGGGGCCAGUGAGAGCGCGAGAGAGAAAGCAGAGCGACCAGCUCUCCAGCAGGCGCCUUUUUUAUUUUCACGACAGCAGCUGGGAGAAGCGCGCGAGGGGAGCUCCACGCUGCGCUCGCUCAACUUUCGGUGAAACGGCAGCGCGAGCCUCUACGCGCGUCUACGCUGGAGCGAGCGGAGGAUCGUCCGUCCGUGCGCGCGUGUGAGGUGGGAAGAAGAAAGUUUGAGCACCUGGGAGAAAACCUAUGUGGACACAACAAGAACAAACCAAAAUCCUCCCAGACAGAGACCACAGUGAGGUUCAAACCCACAACCAGCAGAGACACUACCUGCUGCAUCACUACCACGCCACCCAGAUUUAACCUUCUGAACAGUGACUGACCAGCUUCUGUGGGAUUUGAUGUCACCUUUAGAUCGGUCUGACUGAAGAUGGAAACCCUGGAGUCCGAGCUGACCUGCCCGAUCUGCUUGGAGCUGUUUGAGGACCCCCUGCUGCUGCCCUGCGCUCACAGCCUGUGCUUCAACUGCGCCCACCGCAUCCUGGUCUCACACUGCUCGAGCACCAAGCCACUUGAGUCUGUCUCCGCCUUCCAGUGCCCCACCUGCCGCUACGUCAUCACGCUGAAUCAGCGCGGGCUGGAGGGCCUCAAGCGCAAUGUGACGCUGCAGAACAUCAUUGACCGCUUCCAGAAAGCCUCCGUCAGCGGGCCCAACUCGCCCAGCGAGAGCCGCCGCCCGCGGCCCUACAGCGCCACUCUCGUUGGCGGAGGUGGGAGCGCGCGGUCAAGCCCGGCCGCAAACGGCAGCGUCGGUGGCAUCAUGUCGGCCGAGCAGCGAGUGGCCUGCCAGUUCUGCGAGCAGGAGCCUCCGAGGGAGGCUGUCAAGACAUGCGUGACGUGCGAGGUGUCGUACUGUGACCGGUGCCUGCGCGCCACGCACCCCAACAAGAAGCCCUUCACCAGCCACCGGCUGCUGGAACCUGUGGCUGAUGCCCACCUGCGCGGCCUGGCCUGUCUCGAGCACGAGAACGAGAAGGUGAACAUGUACUGCGUGGUGGACGACCAGCUCAUCUGCGCCCUGUGCAAGCUGGUGGGGAGGCACCGCGAGCACCAGGUCACCUCCCUCAGCGAUCGAUUCGACAAGCUCAAGGCUUUUCAAGUGAGCCCUGGCAGACUAUCUGAAGCAGUUAUGGAGGCAUCAAAGACAAGCGCCGCGCAAACCCUGGAGAAUAACUUGACCAAUCUGGUGAAGAGGAACAGUGAAUUGGAGAACCAGAUGGCUAAACUCAUCCAGAUCUGCCAGCAGGUGGAGGUAAACACAGCCAUGCAUGAGGCCAAGCUGGUGGAGGAGUGUGAUGAGUUGGUGGAGAUCAUUCGCCAGAGGAAACAGGUCAUCGCCGUCAAGAUCAAAGAGUCCAAGGUGAUGAAGCUCCGAAAGCUGGCUCAGCAGAUCGCGAACUGCAGGCAGUGUCUGGAACGUUCCAGUGCCCUCAUCACCCAGGCGGAGCAGAGUUUAAAAGAGAAUGACCACGCCCGCUUCCUACAGACUGCCAGAAACGUGGCCGAGAGGGUUGCCAUGGCCACCGCCUCCUCGCAAGUUCUCAUCCCAGAUGUCAAUUUGAAUGAUGCCUUUGACAAUUUUGCCCUUGAUUUCUCCCGAGAGAAGAAAAUCCUGGAGGGGCUGGAUUACCUAACAGCCCCUAAUCCACCAUCUAUACGAGAUGAGCUGUGCACAGCUUCCCACGACACCAUCACCGUGCACUGGACCUCCGAAGAUGAGUUCAGCGUCACGUCUUACGAGCUACAGUAUACCAUCUACACAGGCCAGACCAACUUUAUCAGUUUGUACAACUCAGUGGACAGUUGGAUGAUCGUGCCGAACAUCAAGCAGAAUCACUACACUGUGCAUGGCCUCCAGAGCGGAACCCGCUACAUCUUCUUCGUCAAGGCAAUCAACCAGGCGGGCAGCCGCAACAGCGAGCCGGCACGUCUCAAAACCAACAGCCAACCUUUUAAACUGGACCCAAAAACAGCCCACAAGAAGUUGCGCCUGUCCAACGACUGCCUGACCAUGGAGAAAGACGAGAGCUCCCUGAAGAAGAGCCACACUCCAGAGCGCUUCAGUGGUACGGGCUCGUAUGGUGCUGCCGGCAACGUCUUCAUCGACAGCGGCUGCCAUUACUGGGAGGUGCUGCUGGGAGCCUGCACGUGGUACGCCGUGGGCGUGGCUUACAAGUCAGCCCCGAAGAACGAGUGGAACGGCAAGAACUCGUCGUCGUGGGUGUUCUCACGUUGCAACAACAACUUUCUGGUGCGACACAACGGCAAGGAGAUGCUAGUGGAGGCAUCACUGCAGCUGCGGCGGCUGGGCGUGCUGCUGGACUACGACAACAACGCCCUCUCCUUCUAUGACGCCAUGAACUCGCAGCACCUGCACACGUUUGACAUCUCCUUCCUGCUUCCCGUCGCCCCCACCUUCAUGAUCUGGAAUAAGUCAGUGAUGAUCCUGUCUGGCCUGCCUGUGCCCGACUUCGUGGACUGCCCCGAGCAGCAGGACGGCAGCUGUCGUCAGCAGGAGUCGCCGUAUAGCUCGGGACUGAAGGGCUGCAACUGAGUCCUACAGCUCCUACUGAGUUCUGGAAACUCUCCUUCCUCCUGAGCCCAAGGGUUCCUUUACUUCCCUCUUCUUGCUUCCUCUGAACUCCUCUGAGGUUCAGCCUCACUGCAAGCCCUCAUGUUUGAUAGUAGUAGGUGCUCUGCUUGGUUUGAAAGAUUUGCUUAGUUGCCCCUGAUAAAUUGAUCAUUGAUUUGAUUGCAUUGUCACAGACAUUGGACGUUAGACGUUGCAUUGGGUGACAAGUAGUCUCUGAGUGAAAGAUCUCUAACGGAAACUCUAACGGUUUAUUUAGGGGGUGAAAUCUUAUGUAAAUUAUUUAUGACUAAUAAGUUGGUUUGCUUUUUUUGUCAGUUUUAAUGUAUCCAUAAAAGCACUUUUUAGAUUGAACUUAGUGCCCCUGCGUGUAAAAAGACUUGAUUUUGGGACAGGGCUGGACAUCCUUUGGAUAGAAUAGAGUGGAUUUAUCUUCUAUAGAAAAAAAUGGAUAUGAAUAUGAUGAUGUUUCUACUGAGGUUAACAUUGAUUUCUCUUGACAAAGCUAAAACUCACAAUUUUUCAUAUUCAGGGAGAACAAGGUGAUCCUUUUCUUUGCGUUUUCGUCUGGACAUUUAUGGCAUGAUAUGUAUUUCCUCUGUGAUUUGUUCCCACGCUAUUUGGUUUCUUGUUUUUUUUUCCCGUUUUAGUGAACAGCAUGAUGGUCCCACUGGUGAUUCUAGACAUGUAUCUAUACAAAUCCUUAUAGUAUGUUUUAUUGUAAAACAAAAACCCAUUUGUGGAUGUUUCCCACCCUUUACAUUCAAAACCCACUGUGGGUCUCCCACAUACAGACUCAGACAGUUGAACAGCUAAAAAGAGGAUCAGAAUAGUACAUUUUUAUUUUAUUUCAUAUUAUUUGUACUAGAACAGUACGUUUUGUUUUGAUAUCUUGGUUUCUGGCAUUUCAUUAGGCCUGUCUUAGAUAAAUAAACACACUUUCCAAUGACCACCCAAAGCAGAUCUGGAAGCUCAAGUACUAAAUCUUUCUCCUAAGCCCAUAAUCCAUCAGAUUUAUUUAUUUAUUUCAUUAGGGUUUUAUGAGUUUUAUGAGUUCACACCUCGUAUACGAUUUUCCUCAGUACAACAACAUUCAGGGAGGAAUCGGGUGGGUCGUCGUGAUGCAGACAAUCAGUUGUACUAAUGAGGGCGAACAAGAAAAGAGUUUGUGUAGCAAGGCGAUGUAUAUUUGCAAUAUUGUGUUAUAUUUGGGAUCCUCCAUGAAACAGAAGAACUGUGUGCAUCCAUCUGAACUCUCACCAUCUCUCCCAUCCAACUGUAUCCUUUGUCCUUGUGAAGGAUGAGGAGUAGACAUACUACUGAUGCCACUGUCUGUCUUGCCGCAGCUGAAGCCACAUAUCAGCGGGGGUCUCUCUCUCUCUCCCUGUCUGCCUGUCUCAUCCUCUUUUUGUCUCUCUGACCCCAUGUCCCUUCAGCUGAAUGGGCACCUCAUUUCCCUUCAUUUUUCUCUUUUAGACUUUUUUGUACUUUAGUCUUAUUCUAAAUCACAAAGCAUGAUUCUGAACUAUUGGACCAGCACAGCACUGAUACAAACCCCUCAUUUAUUCCCAUUAGACAGUAGUUUCAGUCCAAAGCCUAGGCUGCAGACCAGAUAGGGCAGGACAUUGGUAGGACUGUCCUAUGAAGAUUCCUUCCUGGCAGCCUAUUGGUCACACAUAUAGAGCAUUGUAACCAGACUGUGUGAUGUCACUAGAAAGGUCGCACAUCUUGCAUGUGUGAUGCAAAAUUGUGCAAUAACUGAGAAACAAAAAAAUCAGUUUCUCUGACUUUGCUAUUUAUAGGUAUAUAUGUAUGAGUAAAAUAAACAUUGUUGUUUUAUUCUAUAAACUACAGACAGCAUUUCUCCCAAAUUCCAAAUAAAAAUAUUGUUAUUUACAGCAUUUAUUUGCAGAAAAUGAGAAAUGGCUGAAAUAACUAAAAAUAUCUUACAGAGCUUUUAGACCUCAAAUGCUGCAAAGUAAAAAAGUUCAUAUUCAUAGAGUUUCAAGAGUUCAGAAAUCAAUAUUUGGUGGAAUAACCCUGUUUUUUCAUCACCGUUUUCAUGUAUCUUGGCAUGUUCUCCUCCACCAGUCUUACACACUGCUUUUGGAUUACUUUAUGCCACUCCUGAUCUGGUGAAAAAUUCAAGCAGUUCAGCUUGAUUUGAUGGUUUGUGAUUAUCCAUCUUCCUCUUGGUUAAAUUCCAGAGGUUUUCAAUUUGGCAAAAUCAAAGAAACUCAUCAUUUUAAGUGGUCUCUUAUUCUACAUAUGCAGAGAAUUGUGGGUAAGCAAAUGCCAGGAAGGAUAUAUAGGUUGCGGCAGCAUUGCUCAACUGUAUAAUAAGGGUUCUUCAAUUUGGAAUCAGGGAUGUGUAUUGGCACAAACUUGCAAUACAAUACGUAUAAUAAUACAGGGGUUAUGAUUCAAUUCAGCAUAUUGUGAUAAUAUAAGUAAAGUGAUAUAUUGUGAUUGUUAAAAUCAAAUUUAAAAAAGCUAAAAUAGUCUAAAAUAUAUACAGUGGGAUCUAACCACAGAGUGUAGUGCAAUCUAGUGGUCAUGGUUUAAACACAAUAGUGAACCACUGUCUGACACCAAUCUUUACAUGGUAAUAAAUAAUUAAAAAAAAUUGAAAAUUGAUACAGUAUUGCAAAACUAAAUAACUGAGUAUUUUUUUUUUACCUUUUUUGGCUCAGAGGUUGAAACAUGCAGCUCACCCCGGCUGCAGCCUAGGCUUUGGGUCUUGUAUCAGCUUAUAUUAUGGUUUUCUAUGUCAAACAGUAGGCCAUGGCUUCUGUCAGGUUUUUAUCAGUACUCAUGGAAAUGUACAGGAGAUAUGGCUUACAGACACGAUCUAAAUGCAAUAUAAACAGUUGUAGAGCCCAUUUAUCACCAAUAGAGUAGAACAACUAGAGCCCUUGUUUUCUCCUGUAUCAGAUACAUACAUAAACCACACCCAGCCAUAUUACAUAAAAGGGCUCAGCCAGCUUUCAGCUGUCCUGCAUUUCAUGCUUUACACUACAGCCAGCUGGAUAACGGCACAGUGGACCACACACACAAACACACAUACAUACACGUAUACUUACGAAAGCAAUACUCCUACUGGCUUUUGAACAUGACCAGUUUGUUUCUAGCAGACAUUGCAGGAAAAAUGAAAAAUCUGUGGGAACGUCUUUGUCUAGUUUUCAGGAUUGAUUUGAAAUCCGUGGACGCAACAGCGUCACAUUUCAGGAUCUACUCGGGGUCAGGAAAUUGAGAGCUUUGGAAAAGGAUUUUUUUUGGUUUUCCGAGUCGCUCAAGUCUUACUUAGAGGCUGUUGAUCUUUGAGCUCAUCUGACAAGUUCAAUCCAUUUGUUCGAGUGUGCUUCACUGAGUCCCAGCGCGACAUUCCGACCCCAGGUGGAAUCACCUCCUUCUAUGUCCUGUGCUAUUCCGUGUUUUAUACGAAGCGUUCAAAGCGCAGCGUAGUUACCAUUGAUGAUCGUGUGUUUCUGCAUAUCAGGUUUACAAUUCGCUGUGCAUUUCAUUCAGCUUAAGACGACAGACUGACGAACUCUUUACGUUUCCAUUGUUCAGUGAUCUUCAUCUUCAGUAAAGAGAAACGACGGCACUUUGCUACCUUCAGUCUUUAUUAAAUGAUCAAACACUAGUGUGUUCAUCAUAACGCUUCUGUUUCAAUAGAUCUAUGAAUUUUAGCAAGAAAAGAAUGUAAAUCAUAGGGGGAAAUAUUAUAUAAAAUUGUAUAAUAAACAAAUAUAUAUAUAAAUAGAAAUAUUGUUAUUUAUGUGAGCUGAAGUCCAAUUAAAAGUCUGAUCCUGAACA